This is a messenger RNA of Amaranthus tricolor (Joseph's coat), 1444 nucleotides long. RefSeq names its product 4,5-DOPA dioxygenase extradiol 1-like. The transcript is spliced from 3 exons. Lineage: Eukaryota; Viridiplantae; Streptophyta; Magnoliopsida; Caryophyllales; Amaranthaceae. Gene Ontology annotation, molecular function: oxidoreductase activity, acting on single donors with incorporation of molecular oxygen; zinc ion binding; ferrous iron binding. The coding region runs from base 419 to 1279 and encodes 286 amino acids. The record is from RefSeq and is a predicted model, not a curated record.
GGUGACAUAGAAAUUAUUGUUUUAUAUUUUUAUAAUUUGAAAUUUUUAUGGGUGGGUAUUAGGCUAAAUAAUUCCUAUAGGGAAUGAGAAAAUAUAUUUCUUCAUGACCGGAGCUUAAAUCUCACAACCUACAAAAAAAUAUUAAUUAUAUUUUCUCAUUACCUAUAGAAAUUAUUUAGCCUAAUACCCUUAAAUAAAAUAUAAAUUUUAAAUUUUAAAAAUUUGAUAGUCCAAUUUAUUAUCAAGAAAGUGCAAUAGCCCAGCUCCCCUUUUGCCCCUACCAUUAUUUUUCAAUGCAAGGCAAAUGGCCGGCUAACACCUUUGUUAUAAUGCACUCACCAUAACCCUCAAAACACCAAAACUCUCAACUUCAUAAAAUAAUUAUUAUAUUUGUUUGCCUUAAAAACUCAAGAGAAAAAUGAGUCCAACUGAAAAUCCUUUGAUUAAUUCAAACCCAAAAACAAUAAAAAUGGUAGAAAAAGAAAUGAAUUUCAAUGAAACCUUUUUUAUAACCCAUGGAAACCCAAUUUUAACAGUUGAAGAUUCUCAUCCUUUAAGACCUUUUUUUGAAACUUGGAAACAAAAUAUAUUUUCUAAGAAACCAAAGGCUAUUCUUGUGAUUUCAGGUCAUUGGGAAACUGAUUUUCCUUCUGUUAAUGCUGUUGAUAUCAAUGAUACUAUCCAUGAUUUUGAUGAUUACCCUGAUGCUAUGUACCAGUUGAAAUAUCCAGCUCCAGGGUCAAUAGAAAUGGCAAAAAAAGUGGAAGAAAUACUGACAAAAUCAGGUUACAAAACAAUAAACAUGGACAAAAAACGAGGACUAGAUCAUGGUGCAUGGGUACCAUUAAUGUACAUGUAUCCCCAAGCAGACAUCCCAGUUUGUCAACUAUCAGUUCAACCCAAGUUAAGUGGAACAUACCAUUAUAACUUGGGAAGAGCUUUGGCUCCUUUGAAACAAGAAGGUGUACUUAUAAUUGGUUCCGGAAGUGCUACUCAUCCUUUGGAUGAAACCCCACAUUUUCAUAAUGGUGUUGCACCUUGGGCUCAUGAAUUUCAUUCUUGGCUUCAUUCUGCUCUUAUAAAUCGAAGGAUUGAAGAAGUGAACACAUAUGAAAGCAAAGCACCAAAUUGGGAAUUAGCACAUCCAUUCCCAGAACAUUUUUAUCCCUUGCACAUUGUCAUGGGUGCAGCAGGAGAUAAUUGGAAGGCAGAGCUUAUUCAUAGCAGUUGGGACCAUGGCACCUUAUAUCAUGGUGCCUACAAGUUCACUUCCAACUAAAUAUUAAUUCAUGUUUAUUAUUGUUCUUGCAUUUAUCAUAUUUGUUUCUCCAUUAAAAUCGUUGUAAAUUAAAUGAUGAAUAAUUAGAUCACAAGAAUGCAUUACAUUAUCAUUGUGCCAUUUCAUGUCUUUUUAAUUCACAAGUUUGGGAUUUGUCACUUGUAA